Molecule: messenger RNA, 3444 nt
Organism: Drosophila santomea
Lineage: Eukaryota; Metazoa; Arthropoda; Insecta; Diptera; Drosophilidae
Product: zinc finger protein 407
Exons: 4
Coding region: 237-3191 (984 amino acids)
Biological process (GO): regulation of transcription by RNA polymerase II
Cellular component (GO): nucleus
Molecular function (GO): RNA polymerase II transcription regulatory region sequence-specific DNA binding; DNA-binding transcription factor activity, RNA polymerase II-specific
Source: RefSeq, a predicted model, not a curated record
UCUCAAUUGUACAAACGAGUUCGAAUUUCGAAUUUUCUGUGGGAGAAGCAUCGCGUCGUGUGCGUCGUACGCUUGCUGGUGAAAAGUGCGCUGUGAAUUACGUUUUUUUAUUUGUUUGCACUGUUUGUUCUAACAAAUUGAAAUUAAAAUACCACAGUGUAUAAGAUCUACCUUACCGAGAAAAGACUAUUUGGUUUAAGCCAACCUUGCAAUUUUAAUCCGAUCCCCAGAUAAUUAUGAACCCCGACCAUUUAAAGGACACUCAUCUGUGCAUUAGGUGCAACGCCACUAUACUUGGACUCACAAAAUACAUUGAGCAUCGAAAACGAAACUGUAUCGUACCAGAAAAGCAAAAUGUUUCGCCAAAAGCCGAUGGACGAGCAAGAAUCUCCUCUGGAACUGAAGUGUCACCGUCGAUUAUCAGUAGCAGUAAUUUGGAUCACACAUAUGAUGGCUUCCAGUUUACGGAACCGGACGCUCCAAGUAGUUACCUCCGCAAAACUACCGCCAGUCAUGGAGGAAAGACCUCAAAGUCCUUGACGGAAGCUUAUGAUCUUCCGUACGAGCUUGGAGCCGAUCUUUUCUUUUCGUCCCUACAACUGCAGAGCGUGGCCACGGGUGGGAAGAUAGUAUCGGUGGCCCGUCAAGAGCGAAGCAAAGAUGAGACGUGGGUCGCACCAACUGGCGAUCCCCUACUGAAAGCAGUUAGGGAGCACGAUGAAACGGUGUUUAAGCCGCUUCACUUUGACCAUGAGUCACCAGAAGCGAGUGAAGAGGAGGAUGAUGAGGAUGAACAAGAGGAAUUUGAUGCGGAAGAAGAUCACGAAGAGUACGAUGUAAGGCGUCAGUCACCGCCCAUUGUGCCCGCCAGUCACACAGGUGGUAAAUGGAAGCCGGAAUCGCGGCCGCAGCUACGACAUCCGCAUAUAGAACGCCUCUCGCCAAGUUGGGAUGAGCCCUCUGAAGAUAACUACAUUCAUCCUCCAGCGGACCAUACAAAAGGCAAAUGGGUUCCGGGUAGCAAACAGCUGGAGUACAUCGAAAAUAUAGAUCUUACUAAGCUGGACCAACCGGGGGCUAGUUAUUGGUGCAACAUCUGCUGUAGGCGACUGAAAAGUCGAUUAUAUUAUGACCAACAUUUGAAGAGUGGUUACCACAUUAAAAGAGCUGAAGCAGAGUGCGAAUUAGAGCAAGCUACUCUAGGCAGAGAACUUACCCUAAGCAAGGACUUCUCAAUAGAAGGCAAUGAGGACAAAAAAGAACAAAAGCCACCAAAACGACAGAGGAGAGCAAAUCUUCUGCGAUGCGAUCUAUGCCGGCACACGAUGGCAAGACAUUUGAUGGGCAAACAUUUAAUCUCCCAUUUUCAUUUUAGAAGACUCCAGGAGCAGAGUCGAAUUAGACGGCAAAAGUGCUUGCAGGAAAUACUUAAGCAUAUGGGAAGCAUAGUGAGGCAAUCUCCUUUUCAGUGCUUGCCUUGCCGAUUCUAUGCUAACACUGAAGAGAACUUCAUACAUCACUGGCAAUCCCACGAGCACUUGCAGCUAACAAAGAGACUGGGGGGAACUUUUUGGUGUGCCUUUUGUCAGUUUAGCUCCAACACCAAUAAUUCUAUGUUGCUUCAUUUGCUGGACUCCUCUCAUAAGGAGGUGCUUUUAGCCCUUAAUAGAUCGGUUCCCAUAUACAUAGCCCAAAGAAGACGGCUACAGUGCUCUAGGUGUGGAAUGGAGUUUUUGUACAACAUUCAACUACGUCGACACUUUAUCUCUGAUCAUCCGGGACAUGCUCUUACAGGGACGGCAGCCGAUGAAUACCAGAGUAGGUUUCGAUGCAAUUUGUGUGGAUCUUCACAGACAUCUCGUUUAGCUCUUCAACGUCAUAAAAAGCAUAAGCACCUCCUGGCAAGGUAUUUUUGUGCAAUCUGCCGAUUAGAAUUCGACUCCUCUUUGGAUGCGCGACGUCAUAGAAGCUUGAUGGAACAUAAGCAAAAAGCAAGAGCCCAAAUGACUAUUUUACCACCCGAAAAGGAAAUAGAACAUAUGCUAAAAGAAGUUUUAGAGGAAGCAGCUCCGAGUUUACCCGCCAAGAGGAGUGGGGAUAUUAGGUGCGCGAUUUGCAAAAAAACGUUUGAAUCGUCUCAAAGCUUAACCAAACAUCAAGCAGAAGUUCAUUCAUCAGAUAAUCAUUUGUGUUUGAGUUGUGGUUCAAGCUUUAAAUCUGCUCAGUCACUAGGAAGACACACACGCAGAUGUCAACCCCUGGCCAGCACAUCAUCCCCCCCUCAUCCAUUCCUAGCCCAAAAGAAAGCAAUCUACUCCUGCGAUCAAUGUCAAUUCCAAUCUCAAUAUGAGUCCGAUCUAGUUUAUCACCGAAUUUUUCACACAAGAUCCGGAACAAUAGGAAAGAACGAGCUUCUUCAGUGCCCCUUGUGCCCGAAGAAUUUCAAAAAGCACUCCCUUAGGCCUCACCUAAGGAACCAUACAAAUGAAAAAAUUUUUGAAUGCACGGAGUGCCUUCAGAAAUUUGCCAGAAGACACAACCUGAAGAACCACGUUAUCACGAGGCAUGGUAAAGUAGGUGAUCAAGACCAGACUGAAUUUUCUAAAAAAGAUGUUGAACAAUCAAAACCCAAAUAUCAGUGUGGAACAUGUGGAAAAAUACUGGCCAAAAAGUAUUCCCUUAAACUUCAUGAGAUCAGCCACUCGAAGACAGUUCAGCGCCUCUAUCGCUGCCAUUUUACGGACUGCUCGUAUGCAGGGCGAACCCCGGAAAGCUUAAAAACUCACUUGGUCUCCCACUCUCAGGAAAUACACAAAUGUGCGCGGAACAACUGCAGCUAUGUGGGAAAGAGCGAGCUGCACCUGAAAAGGCACCUCAAGUCGGCUCAUUUCACGGAGAAGAGUAGUGAGGAGUGGUUUUCGUGCGAUCAAUGCGAUUUCAGAGCCCGAUUCAAGAGUCACCUCCGUCGGCAUUCGUUGCGCCACUCGGGCCAGAAGCCCCACCAAUGCCCCCACUGUGACUUCCAGUGCAGCACAAUAGAUAACUUACGUAAGCACAUCAUCAAGACGGGAAAGCAUCCUGGAAUGUUCAUUUAUCAGUGCGUUAAAUGUUCCGAGGCUGCCAGCGAAAUAUUCAAAAGCAACAGUUACAAAGAGUACCAAUAUCACUUGGAGACUCACAAAGCUGAUUAAGAAAGUAUUGCAGGGAACAUUUUUACAAAAUAUUAUUUUAUUUGCAAGUUUGAUCAACUAAAUUAAUCUUAGAACCCUAAUUUUAGGUUCAUAACAUAUAUCCCGUACGUAGUACGUUAUGUGGAUUGAUGUCUACUACUAAAAUAAUUGUUUAUAAAACAGAAAUGUUAAAGAAAAACGAGAGAAUGCUGUAGUCGAGUUCCCCGACUUUCUGAUACCCGUUACUCAGCUAGUGGAACUGCAAAGGAGAAAU